Messenger RNA from Hippocampus comes (tiger tail seahorse), 5612 nucleotides. It is a transcript of the gene slc41a1, whose product is annotated as solute carrier family 41 member 1. Gene Ontology annotation, molecular function: monoatomic cation transmembrane transporter activity. Gene Ontology annotation, cellular component: plasma membrane. The transcript has 12 exons. NCBI's taxonomy places the organism in Eukaryota, Metazoa, Chordata, Actinopteri, Syngnathiformes, Syngnathidae. Gene Ontology annotation, biological process: monoatomic cation transport. The coding region runs from base 778 to 2436 and encodes 552 amino acids. The record is from RefSeq and is a predicted model, not a curated record.
GUGGAGGGUGGCUCGGCCCGUCCCGUCAGCUAAAAGUGCAGAGGGAGGUCUCCCUUGUGGCUUCCUGGCCCCCUGCAUCGGACGGCUGUAUUGCAGAUGCGCAUCCGAGCAGUCGGGUAGCGGGGGCCAAUGGACGGGCCGCGGUAAUGUGAAGGGGUCGGGAGAGAGCGCACUUGAGAGAGUUUAACCAUUAACCAGCGUCCAUCGAUGUAACCGCACGCGGUCCGGUACCAUACUUAAGGCUUGCACACCGGCAUCCGCGUCCUCAGACCGUGCGCGUCAGCAGGAGGUGGAAGGAUACAUGCAGCCAGCUCGCUGGACGCCAACGGAGCCUCAACCCGGGUCGUGUCCGGAGCACCCACACAAAAAGCUUAUGGUUCACUCUGUUCGGAGAAGUCCCUUUCUGUGGCUGGUAAUUCAAUCCUUGUGCAGCAGACCUUUAAAUAUCUUCAGUGAAAAGACCUCCCUAGCAGCCACGUGGUGUAAGCCCACACGGAGCCACUUGCAUUGAAUGGAGAACAUAUUGGUCCUGCUCCCAAAACACCGACAGGAACACAGGGUGUGCAGACAAACAGAUCCAUGUGCUUUGCUGCAAUUUUUUCCCCCUCUGAACAAAUUCCAUUUGGGCUUUUAAUAAGAUCACCCCCUCUCCACCUUUUUAAUGGGAUAAAUUACUUAGACCGAUCAGGGUCAAAACCAGGUCAGGUGGUCCAGUGACUUUAGGAAGACGUAGUCUAAACUUUCUUGCUAAGCCCAUUGUCUUCCAAAGGCUUCCGCAUGGUACUUUGGUCGAAAGAACAAGACAAACUGCCCGACAUCAAAAUGUCUUCCGGGGCUGUUGAGAUGAAGAAGGAGAGAGGGCCCCUUUCGCCGGCCUUCCUCAACUCCAACUCCAUUGUGCACCCGGUGAUCCUCACUCAGGGACCUGAGGAAGGGAACCCAAAAACCGGGAGUGAGUUUGAGCUGAAAGAGGUAACGUCUUUCGCAGAAAUGGCCAAUGAAACCCCCGAGAAUGAAGAAAGGCUGGAGAUUGUUGCUGUGAUGGACUGUCGGGCUAAUGCCAAAGGUCAACGUGAGGAGGAUGCUCUCUUGGAGAAUGCAAGCCAGAAUGAGAGCGACGACACCAGCAAUGACCAGAGCCCUGAACCACCGGCACCCCUCAAAGAAACUUCCUUCUCCAUUGGUCUGCAGGUGGUUUUCCCCUUCCUGCUGGCUGGGUUUGGGACAGUGGCGGCAGGAAUGGUGCUCGACAUUGUCCAGCACUGGACUGUGUUUACGGAGGUCUCAGAGGUGUUCAUCCUUGUUCCGGCACUACUGGGUCUCAAAGGCAACCUGGAGAUGACGCUGGCCUCCAGGCUUUCCACAGCAGCUAAUAUUGGUCUAAUGGACACAACCAAGGACAUGUGGAACAUGAUCAUGGGGAACUUGGCUCUCAUCCAGGUCCAGGCCACAGUCGUAGGGUUCCUGGCCUCCAUUGCUGCUGUGAUCUUCGGUUGGAUUCCAGAGGGCCACUUUAGGCUGGGCCACGCAGUGUUGCUUUGUGCCUCCAGUGUAGCGACUGCCUUUAUUGCCUCGCUGCUAUUAGGAAUCAUCAUGAUUGGUGUGAUCAUUGCAUCCAGGAAAGUUGGCAUCAACCCAGAUAAUGUGGCCACACCUAUUGCUGCUAGUCUCGGAGACCUGAUCACCCUGUCGCUCCUGGCCGGCAUCUCAACAGGACUCUACAAGGAACUUGAAAACAACGACUAUGCCAAUCCUCUGGUAUGUGCGGUGUUUGUGGCAUUGUGUCCAAUAUGGGUGCUGAUAGCCAGGAAGAUCCCAUCUACGAGAGAAGUCCUCUACUCCGGAUGGGAGCCUGUCAUCAUCGCUAUGGCCAUCAGCAGUGUCGGUGGUCUUAUUCUUGACAAGACCGUUACCAACCCAAACUUUGCUGGCAUGGCUGUCUUCACUCCAGUCAUCAAUGGCGUGGGAGGUAAUCUGGUCGCGGUUCAGGCCAGUCGAAUCUCCACCUACCUGCACAUGAAUGGUAUUCCCAUGGGGGAUCCGAACCCCACGCCCAGGAACAGGAAGUGCCCCACACCUUGCUCCACUUUCUUCACCUCCACUGUGAACUCCCGUUCAGCACGUGUGCUCUUCCUCCUGGUCGCCCCUGGUCACCUUGUCUUCCUCUACACCAUCAACUCACUGAGGGGGGGACAUACCACACUAACCCCCGUCUUCAUCACCUUCUACCUGGGUGCUGCGCUGCUGCAGGUGAUGAUCCUGCUCUACCUAGCGGACUGGAUGGUCCACUGGAUGUGGGGCCGAGGGAUGGACCCCGACAACUUCUCUAUUCCCUACCUGACUGCUCUCGGUGACCUGCUAGGAACCGGCUUCCUCGCCCUCUGCUUCCACAUGCGCUUUUUCAUUGGUGACAGAGACUCCAAUUUGGGAAACUGAGUCAGUUCCCUUGCACACGUGGACAUCGAUGAUGGGGAAACUGGAUGUUUUCCGACGAAAGGGCUAAUCCCUCGGAGGGUUCUGAUUGAAGAUGCGGUGCUCCAGUUCAAUGACGACCGGGCGCACUCGGAGGCUGUUUCAAUGUGGACACAUUGGAAACUGUUUUUGUCUUACUCAGCCCAACAAACUUUUUUUUUUCUUUUUGCCUCAUAACGGAGUCCCCUGACUCUGUUAUUGUUGUACGAUUGUAAAUGAUUCUUAGGGGUAAAUAAUCCGUUUGAUGUAAGUUGAUAUCGAUUCUGUUUUGAAAGGCUAUUUAUUCCUCAUUAUUUUCAAUGGGGAAACUAGCCCGCAAAUCCAUUUUUACGUGAUCACCUUGCAACAAAUCCAAGAAAAAUAAGCAAAAAAAUUAAAAAAUAAAAUAAACCCUAACAAGCCAUUAUGACUUAAUCACAAAGUGCUUUGUCUUGAAAUUCUUUGAAAUCAUUGAAAUGCUUUAGUGCUUUAGAAGAGUACAUGUGGCUACUGUUGCUCCAAGUCUGUUUUUUCCUUCCUCUUAGGACAGCAGAUCGAUGCUGUUUUACCACGAAAUGGAACCAGAAAUGUGGCAAUUUAAACCCUUUGCACAACCCAUAAAAUUGUGGUUUGAUUCUGGUCAGUCCAUGAGUUUUGAUCCUAUUCGCCGGCUGUUUUCAAAACAACUUCACCCUCUAUCCUCCUAGACUUCAGGUUUCAAAACGUCCCGUUUUUGACCAAAUGUUCCAAACACAAUUAUGAAACUGAAGCCUAAGCCUGAUUAUUCUUUGGCAUGAAGACAAUGACACGCGUAUCAUACAGAGAAACGGGCAGCCGGUGGGGUCCUGUACCAACUUGGGAAACAAUCUGGCCUUUCUGUGCUGAAGCAGGCCAGUUGCUGUGUCGUGCAAGUCACACCUUUGCCCCAAAACAAGAGGCUUAAGAAACCUGCGGAGCGCAGCUCACUAAACCUUCAUGCGCUCGCAACAUUAUUGUGGCUGAGGAUGUGCUUGCAAGAGCCGACCUGCAUGAUGGCAAGUUUAGUUUGUUGGGUUUUUUUUUCUUUGUAUUGUAGGUCCCCGCAUCAUUUUUAAGGCCUGCCUUGUGUGUAGCCAUCAUUACUUGCGGCCUGGUCCAUUCGCUAAAACAGCACCAAAGAUUCACCAUCAGUCCUCAUAGAACCAAUUUGAGAGUCGCUGCUUCCAGGCAGUUCAGAGAAUGACAAAAAGCAUUUGCGUUGAAUUUUUCAUGGAGGUUUGACAUCAUCCUUUUGUGUGUGUGUGUGUGUGUGUGUGUGUGUGUGUGUGUGUGUGUGUGUGUGUUCUUUCCAGAUGUUGCGAAACAGGAAGUUUUUCAAGACGAGCAAAGCAUUUAAUUGAAGUCAAUUAUCUUUAAAACUGUUGACAAUAUAUCCGUCUGGUUACACUGAAUGAUGGCAAGAAAGCUCGGAAAAAGAACCUCUUUUAUAAAAUGCUUUUGCUACUCAAGAAGUGGCUUAGUGAGGGAUCACACACAUUUCAUGACUCUGGCAAAACCCUGACCCAAAAUUUGGAGUCAGAAAAAUAGAAUCGAACCACAAUCUCCUUUCCAAUCAUUGCCCCCGAUUUUCAUUUCCCUCUCUUUGUUUUGGUAAAACUGAGUAGGAAGGAUGAAAUGCAAUUUAUCAUGAGAAACCAAAGUGGUAUUUUGACCAAUUGAAAAUAGCAACAAAAAAUUCCAGAUACGAGGUGUCCAAGCUAAAACUUGCAUGAGAUUCUUGAAUUCUUUGCCACUUCUCAGACUUCUGCGUUACCUCAAAGGGGCCAGAAGUGUUCAUGUGCGGUGCACAUCCUAUGAAUGUGAAAAAAAAAUUGUCUCUCAAUCUUUUGUUUGGAUUCUUGAAUGGUUUUCGGGAGAAAGUGUGAUGUUAAAGUUGAGUUUUGUUUUGGUUGUUUGUUUUUUUUUCACCUCUUCGUUUGAACUCUUGGGCUGGGCCACAACGCCAAGUAUUGCAAUUUGCUAAAUCGACACUAGAGGGCGCCAGAGUGAUUCGUUGAUGCUUUGAGUUUUUUUUGUUUUUUUUUUGUCCCGGUUCAAAUUCACCACGGGGACAGGGGACAUGUGAUUUUUUUUUUUUUUUGUGUGUGUGUGUGUGUGGCGGAGGGGUGGUUACUGCAUUUUGUGUGAGGUGUCAUAUUCAUACAUCUGUUCAGUCCUUUCUCUUUUUUUCCUCAACCUUCUUACUGAACAGGUGCCAGCCUUCUACUCUAUGGUAAUGGCGAGUUGUGUAUACUUCUAUAAGAGGGCAGAUAACAGUUUUGUCUAUUUAUUAUUAGAAGCACACGAAGCAAUUUGUACAUACUAUAUUUAUUCUAUAUAUAAGAUUGUUUAUUGUGCCCUGUCAUUAUGGCUCUGUUUCUUUGUCGCCCCGGUGUAAUUGUUUUUCCUUCUUUUUUGGGCAAAUUUGUGUUUUAUUUGCAAAUGGACAGUAGUUUUGUUUUCCUGCUUGCCACAAUCGUGGUGAAAUGUUGCAUGGUGCCUAAUGAUGACAUAGAAUGGCCUUAACCUCUCUGAGAGCCAAGCUCAACUUUCUGUAACCAAUCAACAGCCGAGUGCCUUAAAAUAGCCCCGAUUAAUCAAUGAUUUACAAUACCUUGAUUAUGAUAUGCAAUGUAAUGUAAUACUGUAACUUAGUGUGAUGCAGCUGUAGUGGAGGAGUGGUAGCAUCAAUUUAUGUACACUCUGCGCCAACGCCUCAGUAAUUUGGGUACACAUGUCCAGGAGGGCCUGGGAUCAAGAUGGCCAGAAACAAAAGAAAUAUGGCAUCUGUCAAAUACCAGACACCCUGAAAAUACGCAGUGUCUCAUGUAAUUCUAGACUGUUGUGCAAUCUACAACAUCCAACCAAAACCCACAUACUGCCUUUUUAACCUCAGUGCUUCAACCCCAUUGAACUCUCAAGGAACCAGAUGGGGUCUCAGCCUGUCACAAUCCACAUGAAACCAUGACCUCCGUCUCAUGUCACAUUUGUUGCAGAAGAGGCAAAAUAGUAAUAAUAAUAAUAAUAAUGAGAAUUGGGGGGAGUGGAGGGCAUGUAUCGUCUCACCAGGGCUGAAGCUUGUGGGUUUCCUGUGGGUUAUUUCCUGACUUGCUGGGAAUAAAGGACUGUAUUGUUUCAUACCA